Messenger RNA from Pectinophora gossypiella (pink bollworm), 3134 nucleotides. Its product is annotated as myogenesis-regulating glycosidase-like. The transcript is spliced from 9 exons. The record is from RefSeq and is a predicted model, not a curated record. Gene Ontology annotation, biological process: carbohydrate metabolic process. Lineage: Eukaryota; Metazoa; Arthropoda; Insecta; Lepidoptera; Gelechiidae. Gene Ontology annotation, molecular function: hydrolase activity, hydrolyzing O-glycosyl compounds. The coding region runs from base 49 to 2064 and encodes 671 amino acids.
UGUAGAUAAAAUGGUCACGAGGCGGCAGUCGGGAUACGUCGAGAGACGAUGGCGGCUCUAAAGAUUUUACUAGCUUUAUUGGCGCUAGGUGCGCGUGCGCAAGGUAAAGUCGCCGUGCGCGCUGAUGACGUCACACUCAGUCUCGAGCCGCAGUUGACUGGCGGAUUCACACUUGCACUUAUACAAGGCGAAGAAAAGACAGUCUACGGAAACAUAGGCCGCACUCUCUUCGGUCCAUACACGUCUGAGGAGUUCGAAGGUGGAGUGGAAGUGCAUAUGGGAUCCGCAGUCUUGAAGAUAUUCACCGUGUAUGAUGACGUCACGGCGGCUAGAGGCUUCAAGGUCAGGUGGGACGCGGGCCCGGCCCAGAGGUUCGAAGACUGCUUCGAUUUUGGAACCAAGCACUGGUAUGGCGGACCGAUGCAGGUAGAACAGGUAUACCCUAUCGAGCAAGCCAAACGAGUUUACUCGGCCUACGUGGUCUCCGAAGUAGACAACGCUGCCAUCGUCGAGAGAUACUGGCUCAACUCCGCUGGAGAAUACAUCUACGUACAUCCAGAGGUCCCCCUCUUCGUGGACUACCACAAUAUACAAGCUAACCACAUUUGCUUCGGAGCACAAAUAGCUGAUCCCUACUCUUCGAAGAGAAACCACACAGAACUGUCCUACGAUUUCUGGUUGCUGAAAAAUGUCAAGGAAGCCCAUAAGCAUGCUGUGGCGAAUUAUUUAGGAAAGCCUUCAGAUUUGCCGGAUUUCAGAAUGGUAGAACACCCGAUUUGGUCCACCUGGGCGCAGCAUGGCAAAAAUAUCAAUCAGAAUAAUUUAAUUGAAUAUUCCAAUGCUAUAAUUGAUCAUGGAUUCAACAAUUCGCAAUUUGAAAUUGAUGAUCUUUGGGAGACUUGCUACGGUUCCUUAACAGUUGAUGAGACCAAAUUCCCGAACAUGACGUACCUGGUGCAAGAACUGAAGGCGCGAGGAUAUCGCGUGACGAUUUGGGCACACCCUUUCAUUAACAAGGAUUGCGAGCCGUGGUAUUCAGAAGCUUUGGAUAAAGGCUACCUGGUCCUCAAUGAAAACGGCAGUCCAGACACGACUUGGUGGGACAGCAACGGAACUGCCUCCGCGUAUGUGGACUUCACCAACCCUGCCGCCGCGGGCUGGUGGUCCAGCCGAUUACAGGCUCUGCUCGAUACCUACGGCAUCGACAGCGUGAAAUUCGACGCUGGAGAGAGCAACCAUUCACCUCAGGUUCCAGUGCAGCAAGGAGACAUAGACUUGCAUCCACACCACAUCGUACAGGCGUUCGUGAAGACGUGUGCAGAGUUCGGAAAUAUGAUUGAGGUCAAGGUUGGUUUCAGAACCCAAGAGCUGCCGAUCUUCGUGCGCAUGGUAGACCGCGACUCCAUAUGGGGCCUCAACAACGGUCUGUCCACGGUCAUCACAGCUGCCCUACAGAUGAACCUGAACGGCUACACCUUCGUCCUGCCAGACAUGAUAGGCGGGAACGGCUUCAACUUGGACCACGAACAAGCCGAUGAGCCUACCAAGGAUCUGUUCAUGAGAUGGGUUCAAGCGAAUACUUUUCUGCCGACGAUGCAGUUCUCAUUCGCGCCAUGGAACUUUGAUAAUGAAACGGUGGAAAUAAGCAAGAAAUAUGCGGAUCUGCAUGCGGCUUAUGCACAUGAUAUCUGGGCAGCCAUGGAGGCGUCGGUGGAGGAGGGCGCUCCAGUGACCGCGCCGUUGUGGUGGCUCGACCCAACUGAUGACGAGGCUCUCAUUAUUUGGGACGAAUAUCUUGUCGGCGAAAACAUCCUUGUGGCUCCAGUUCUCAAAGCCAACGCGACGUCCCGGGACAUCUACUUGCCCAAAGGGACCUGGUUUGAGGAGGGGGACCCGGAGAGGGCCCAUACAGGCCCCACUUGGCUGAGGGCCUACAAAGCCCCUCUGGAUGUCUUACCUUACUUCGUCAAAGAAGCUGGGAGCGUUCCCGACAGCACCACGUCCCUUCAAAUUCCUGCGACCCUGGUAGUCUUUGGUCUCAUUCUUCAAGUUUUUAAUAUCUAAAACUGUAUACUAAUGUUUAUUUAUUUUUCAUAAGUAGGCUUAGACGUUUAAAAUAGUGGUUGUAAAUACAAUUUUAACUUUUAAAUAAAUACUGUUGAGUACAAAAUUGUAUCAAUUGUAAUUGGAACCAUAUUGAGAACCAUAUUGAAGACUAUAGAGAACCGGAGAGGAAAUACGAUUGGCCACCUGAUACGACACGAUUCAUUUAUAACAAACAUUAUAGAAGGAAAAAUUGAAGGGAAGAGAGGAAGGGGUAGACCUAGGAGAACAUUUAUAAUACAAAUAAAAGAGAAGGUGCAAGUCGUGUCGUAUCGGGAGGUGAAGGUUUUGGCGAGAAGAAGAGAGGAAUGGCGAUCACUCCACCGACAAGAGCGCAGCUCUUAAACAGAGAGAGAGAGAGAGACAAAAUUGUAUAAUUCUUCUUCUUCUCUUGUGUGGGUUGUGAGGACAUACAACCUGUUGGGUUUCAAGACAUACUCGGGAUGAUGAGAAUGAUUUGUUCGUAAAUACCAAGAUUUUUUUAAACGCCGCGAAGAUCUCCUUGUAAAAUACACAUUGCGUCAUGGAAAAAGAUUUUUACCUAUAUCUAGACUGGUCCUACAUUCUUCUAGCCCAUAAUGUGAUGUCCAUCAAAAUUUAUAAUAAACUGCCGAACAUAUUAAACGAAGAAAGAAGUGACAAAAUCUUUAUUAAUAAAAAUAAAAAAACUUCUAAUUAAUAAAUGUUACUACAUCACUAGUGAAAGAUCUACCCCAAUGGGAAAUGCAGGUGAUAUCAUAUACUUAUGUAUGUAUGUAAAUUACUUGGCUCAUCAUUAUCGACGAAGAUACCGCAAUAUUCGGAAACCAGAAAGCUUGGUAAGGCGUCUGUACUCAUUUCACCUUGCGUCUGUACUCAGUCCAUCACUUCAGGUUAAAGAAAUCUUUAGUCAUUUAAGUUUAACUGAGCAUGUUUGGUUUUAGUUUCAAAAUUGUAUAUAACUGUACAUGUCUAAGUAAGAAGAGAGGUGUCUACUAACACAGGUGUAUAUUAACUUAACAGGGGACACCUGCACCUACAAUAAUGUAAUC